Molecule: messenger RNA, 3000 nt
Organism: Gasterosteus aculeatus aculeatus (three-spined stickleback)
Lineage: Eukaryota; Metazoa; Chordata; Actinopteri; Perciformes; Gasterosteidae
Gene: serinc2l
Product: serine incorporator 2, like
Cellular component (GO): membrane
Source: RefSeq, a predicted model, not a curated record
UCGAAUAGCUUCCGGCUGUUUGUGUUUACUGACCACUGUGAGCGAAAGGCUCCGCGAGACUAACGUUCAUUACCACAGUUUGAUGUCAAGAUGGGUGCUUGUCUGGCAUUGUGCUCUUUAGCCAGCUGUGCCUCCUGUCUGUGUGGCUCCGCACCAUGCCUUCUGUGUGGAUGCUGUCCCUCCUCCCACAACUCCACCAUCACCAGGCUGGUUUUCUCCUUCUUCUUGCUGCUGGGUACCUUGGUGUCCGUCAUCAUGAUCCUUCCUGGCAUGGAGACACAACUCCGUAAAAUCCCAGGAUUUUGCCAGGGAGGAAGCACUAUAACUGGUUUUGAAAACCAGGUUAACUGUGAUGUCAUUUUGGGCUACAAGUCUGUGUACCGCAUGUGUUUCGCCAUGACCUGCUUCUUCUUUCUGUUCUCCGUCAUCAUGAUUCGUGUCCGUAGCAGCAAAGACCCACGGGCGGCCAUUCAAAAUGGGUUCUGGUUCUUUAAAUUUCUGAUCCUGAUUGGGAUUACAGUGGGGGCUUUCUUCAUCCCUGACGGAACAUUUAAUACUGUGUGGUUUUACUUCGGCGUCGUGGGAUCCUUCAUCUUCAUUAUAAUCCAACUUAUUCUUCUCAUCGAUUUUGCCCACUCGUGGAACAAGGUGUGGGUAGGAAAUGCGGAAGAUGGUGACAACAAAUGCUGGUUUGCAGGGCUGCUGUCUUUCACCUUCCUCAACUAUGCACUGGCAUUCACUGCUGUGGUGCUUUUCUACGUUUACUACACACAGCCUGAUGACUGCACAGAACACAAGGUCUUCAUCAGCCUCAACCUGAUCUUCUGCGUCAUUAUUUCCAUUAUCUCCAUUCUGCCCAAGAUACAGGAAGUCCAGCCCCACUCUGGUUUGCUUCAGCCUUCCCUUAUCUCCCUCUACACCAUGUACAUCACUUGGUCUGCUAUGACCAACAAUCCAAAUCGAAAUUGUAACCCCAGCCUGUUAAGUCUGGUGUCGAACAUCAGCACCACGGAGCCAUCCGCCGACGGGACCCCGGGACAGGUGCAGUGGUGGGACGCUCAGGGCAUUGUUGGCUUGGUCAUCUUCCUCUUCUGCACUCUCUAUGCCAGUAUCCGCUCGUCCAGUAACUCCCAGGUGAACAAGUUGAUGCAGACCGAGGAGGGUGGAGGGUCAGGUGGAGAGGGUGUUGUGGGAGACGACGGCAUUCUCCGGGCCAUGGACGAUGAAGAAGAGAGAGUCUCUUACAGCUACUUUGUUUUCCACUUCCACCUCUGUCUGGCCUCUCUGUACAUCAUGAUGACUCUCACCAACUGGUACCCACCCUACGCCACCACCCAGGCCAUGCAGAGCGGCAUGCCAGCUGUGUGGGUGAAGAUGAGCUCCAGCUGGCUGGGCCUCGGGCUCUACCUCUGGACCCUCACCGCCCCUCUCAUCUUCCCUGAUAGGGAUUUCAACUGAGUCUUUAAGCUGUAUUUGGUUGUUUGGUUUCUUGCCUUGUGUAUCCGGCUGUGUGAAGGAUGCUAUGAGUGAAAUAGGAAAUAGGAGGAGGGAGGUUCAAUUAAUUAUUUUGGUUAUUUGUGUUGUUUUACUUCUUUCUGUGUGUUUCUAUAGUGUGAUCGCUAAAAAUAAUAAUUUUUAUUAAGCCUGUUUGAUAGUGGUUUUAACAGGCUUUUUUGGUCAAUGACUCCCUUCAUAGGCAAUCUUCUGCCUUCCUCCUAAUGUCGUCUGAAGUCACACACUCAACAACAUGGCACUUUCUUGAUACCUCAGACAUUUCAGUUACAGGUUCCCGUUUACGGGCCUCUGAGAUGUGACUUCUCUAUUGGGCCCGUCUGGAAUCUCUGAUUAGCUGGACUCAUGUACUGCCGGAGCCACUAGAAAAACUUCUCCUCGGAGCCCAGAGCGAGUCGAGUGUGAGAAACAGAUAAGCUGAUAUGACACGCCCUACACAUCACAACAGGGCUUCCCUCUAGCUGCGCGGCUGUAGCCCUGCAAACCACGUCAUUGCACUUCAGGCCAGAGAUUCUUAAUGGCCCACCAGUCGAAUCUCAGCUCGUCCUCGUCCGCCCCGACGUAGGGUCAUUUAACUCCGGUGCGCCGCCUGUCCACGUCUUCUGUGUAAGUAUUGACCCAUAGCAGUCGGCAUCAUGGCUGCGCAUUGGUACAAUUCAGAAGGUAAUGGCUUCACCUCCACAGACCUGCGCUCUCACUAAUGCCAUUAUUUCAAGAAUGUCGCAGCAGCUCGAGCUCUCAAGUUGAGUUGAUAAAAGGGAUUUUUAAUUGCUCUAAAUCAAUUAUGUAUUUCAGAAAGGAUGACUUGCCGUUGAAUGGUAAUUACUCUCAUAGUCUGUUUAUUGGUGCGAUGGUGGUACAAUCAUUUUAUAGUAGUUACAUUGUUUUCAAUACGUUUUAAUAAGAAUGAUGUGUUUGCGUGCUUUGUUACAGUCCUAAACAUUUUAUUGUCUUUGUUGUGUUCUUUUCAAACAUUUCAAUGCCCACACAUACAAAUCAGAUUUGCUGUUUCUCUGGAUGCGAGUAUUAUAAAUGGGAAAAGAAAUUUUAUCUUUUACACGUUGUCUUCCUCACUUCCAUUCAUAUAUAUUACGGUUUUGGUACACAUUACAAAAUAAUAAGAAAACAUGACUUUAAGAUGUCAGUAGAGUCAACUACCAAUCAAGAAACAUUGUCACCAAAACUCUUCAAAUACAAGUAAAGAUGACAGUGCAGGAGUUGUUAUACAGACUCUACCCACAGUAUUGUACUAUGCACCUGUCAGAAGGUCUGCUCCAUUUGUAUCAUUACCUUUCACAUUGUAAAACAUUGUGCCUUAUUUCUAGUCCUCUUUCAAAAAGAACAGUGACAUGUGCUUAUUAUGCUUGGCCUCACAUUGUGGGGAGUCAGUCCUCGCAUGCCAAUAAGGACAAGGCUUAUGACAGGAUUUAAUAUUGUAAUUAAUGUAUAAUCACUAUUUAAUAAAGAUACCGCAAUUAAAGCCUUUCA